CUCUCCUCUCUCCCAAUCUCUCUUUUUUUUUCUCUCUCUCACACACUGUCUAAUGCCUCUAUUCUGCUCUGUCAGUCACAGAGUGAUAGUAAGAUAGAGAAGCAUUAGUAGACACAAAUUGUGAGAGAGGUGGCCUUAAAACAGUACACAAAGUAGAGAGAACUUUUUCUACUUUUCCAUGUUUGGGAGGAGAGAGAUCUACACCAUAAGUGAGUCAUCCCUUCUUAGCCAUCAAAGUUAAAUAAGUUCCAAGAAGGGCAUUUUGUUACCAUUUCAACCCCAUACAAAAAGGACUCACCAACACUUGGACUCAAUAUAUAUCUCACUCAUUUUUCACCUCAUUCUUCUCAACUCGAUCACUAUUCAAAAUGGUUGAAUCUCAACCCAAGUUCUUCAUCCCAGACUCAAUCCAAGGGGUGAAUUUGGAUGUGGCUGCACAGAUUAACAUGGUUUGGGAAGUGAUCAAGGCACCAUUGAUAGUUCCAUUGCUCAAUGUUGGGGUGUACAUUUGCUUAGCAAUGGCCCUUAUGCUGUUCAUGGAGAGGGUGUAUAUGGGCAUUGUCAUAAUCUUGGUGAAGCUCUUUUGGAAGAAACCAGAACAACGUUACAAGUAUGAGCCACUCCAAGAUGAUGUGGAACUAGGAAGCUCUAACUUCCCUGUGGUUCUUGUGCAAAUUCCAAUGUUCAAUGAAAAAGAGGUGUACAAGGUGUCAAUUGGAGCAGCUUGUAAUCUUUCAUGGCCUGCGGACCGUCUAGUGAUCCAAGUCCUUGAUGAUUCUACUGACCCUGCUAUAAAGCAAAUGGUGGAGAUGGAGUGCCAAAGAUGGGCAAGCAAAGGCAUAAACAUAACGUACCAAAUCAGAGAAAACAGAACGGGGUACAAAGCAGGUGCUCUCAAAGAAGGUCUAAAACGCAACUAUGUGAAGCACUGCGAAUAUGUGGCCAUUUUCGAUGCAGAUUUCCGGCCAGAACCUGAUUUUCUAAGGCGUGCCAUUCCUUUCUUAGUGGGCAACCCUGACAUUGCUCUUGUGCAAGCUCGUUGGAGAUUUGUGAAUGCGGAUGAGUGUUUGUUGACAAGAAUGCAAGAGAUGUCUCUGGAUUACCAUUUCACUGUGGAGCAAGAAGUUGGAUCAGCCACUCAUGCUUUCUUUGGUUUCAACGGUACAGCUGGUGUUUGGAGAAUAGGAGCUAUCAAUGAAGCAGGAGGGUGGAAAGACAGAACAACAGUGGAAGAUAUGGACCUUGCAGUUCGUGCUAGUCUUAGGGGAUGGAAAUUUUUGUACCUUGGAGACCUUCAGGCAAAAAGUGAACUUCCCAGUACUUUGAGAGCCUUCAGAUUCCAGCAGCAUCGAUGGUCUUGUGGUCCUGCUAAUCUGUUCCGCAAAAUGGUGAUGGAGAUAGUAAGAAACAAGAAAGUUAAGUUUUGGAAGAAGGUGUACGUUAUAUACAGCUUCUUCUUUGUUCGAAAAAUCAUAGCUCACAUGGUCACCUUCUUCUUCUACUGUGUUGUGAUUCCCCUUACAAUUUUGAUCCCUGAGGUUCAUGUUCCAAUAUGGGGAGCUGUUUAUAUUCCUUCCGUCAUUACCAUUCUCAAUUCAGUUGGAACGCCAAGGUCCAUUCACCUUUUGUUCUACUGGAUCCUCUUUGAGAAUGUGAUGUCUUUGCACCGUACCAAGGCAACCUUUAUAGGCCUACUAGAAGCUGGAAGGGCCAAUGAAUGGGUUGUAACUGAAAAACUUGGUGAUUCUGUCAACAAUAAUAAGAAUAAAACAGGAGAUGCUGCCAAGAAGAAUAAUGUCAAAGCCACCCCCAAAAAGACUCGAUCCAAAUUUGUUGAAAGACUUAAUUUACUGGAGCUGGGAUUUGCUAUCUUCCUGUUCUUCUGUGGAUGCUAUGAUUUUGUGCAUGGGAAACACAACUACUUUAUCUACCUUUUCCUUCAGACAAUCACUUUCUCCAUUGUAGGAUUUGGCUAUGUUGGCACCAUUGUGUAAAGCUGGUUGAGCCAAGAUCUCAAGUUACUCAAGUUUCAUCAAUGUUGUGUUCAUAUUUUUCUAGUUUCUCCUCUGCAAAAUACAUGAAGGGGGGCUAAUUUCUUCAAGCAGCAAAAGGCUGUACCAAAUCAUCUACAGCUAGUUUAAAGAAGCUCAUUUUCAAUUUUGGAAAGAAAAGUUCUUUCCAAGAUUUCAUUGUCAUCAAUCAAGAAGAUACAAAUCACAGGCAGAGGGUGGUGUUAUUAUUAGAAUUGCAUUACACAGGCUUAAGGAGAACCAAGAUCUACCAGAAAGCACUUAAAUUAGAGCCUUAGACAUGGAGUAGACAGUGUGAUUUUGUUUGCAUAGAUUGUUUUGUGAGAUUUUAUAGUUAUAUAUUUCGUGGGUCCUUUAUUUAUUAGUUUUGCUUAGUCUGAGCCAAAUAAUCUGGUGGAUAAAAAUGCGCUUCUAAUUCAUGUUAUUUGUCAUUUUUUUCCCCCAAGGAAUGAAUUUUAUUUACCAUACAU
Abrus precatorius (Indian licorice) is the source of this 2500-nucleotide messenger RNA. Its product is annotated as glucomannan 4-beta-mannosyltransferase 2-like. Lineage: Eukaryota; Viridiplantae; Streptophyta; Magnoliopsida; Fabales; Fabaceae. Gene Ontology annotation, cellular component: Golgi apparatus. Gene Ontology annotation, molecular function: mannan synthase activity. The transcript has 9 exons. The record is from RefSeq and is a predicted model, not a curated record. The coding region runs from base 369 to 1994 and encodes 541 amino acids.